Theobroma umbraticum is the source of this 2034-nucleotide messenger RNA. RefSeq names its product BTB/POZ/Kelch-associated protein (gene LRB3). NCBI's taxonomy places the organism in Eukaryota, Viridiplantae, Streptophyta, Magnoliopsida, Malvales, Malvaceae. Gene Ontology annotation, molecular function: protein binding. Gene Ontology annotation, biological process: response to red light. Gene Ontology annotation, cellular component: nucleus. The record is from RefSeq and is a predicted model, not a curated record.
AUGAGAUAUCAAUCGAAUUCUGAUCUAUUUGACCCGAGAACGGAGAUGGACUCCGAUUAUACGCGUGGGGCCUCUGGCUCAGAUGGUGAUUUUGGUUUCGCUUUCAACGAUAGUAAUUUCUCUGACCGACUUCUUCGGAUCGAGAUUAUGGGUGGGCCCCCCGAGUGCCGCCCUGAUGGAGAGGGUUGCACCAGUAUCGCCGAUUGGGCUCGCCACCGCAAAAGGCGCCGGGAGGAUAUUAAGAAGGAAAACGUUUUGGAUCUUAGUUUAUGUCCUGAUGAGCAGAUUUUAAACGGCAACCAGCCUGAUAUGGACGAUGGUGUGGGCUGUGAGAAUCUAGAUGAGGACGCAGUGGCAAUGGUUGAAGAAACACAAUCAGGCGAUGAGGAUGCAAAUAGCAAUGAAUCAAGCUGGAGCAUGGAUUUUUCUACAGUCCUGAGAGUUAAAACAUUGCAUAUCAGCUCUCCCAUUUUAGCAGCAAAGAGUCCAUUCUUCUACAAGCUCUUCUCGAAUGGGAUGAGGGAGUCAGAACAGAGACAUGUAACCUUAAGAAUCAAUGCCUCUGAGGAAGCUGCCCUCAUGGAACUUUUGAAUUUUAUAUAUAGCAACACCUUAUCUGUCACCACUGCUCCAGCCUUGCUUGAUGUGCUGAUGGCUGCUGACAAAUUUGAGGUUGCCUCUUGCAUGAGAUAUUGCAGCCAGCUAUUGCGGAAUUUGCCUAUGACACCAGAGUCAGCUCUGCUUUAUUUGGAUCUUCCCUCGAGUGUAUUAAUGGGUGAAGCUGUCCAACCAUUGACUGAUGCUGCAAAGCAGUAUCUUGCUGCCCGGUACAAGGACAUGACAAAGUUCCAAGAAGAGGUCAUGGCUCUGCCGCUAGCUGGGAUUGAGGCAAUAUUGUCCAGUGAUGAUCUGCAAAUUGCAUCUGAAGAUGCUGUGUAUGACUUUGUGUUGAAGUGGGCCAGGGCUCAGUACCCAAAACUGGAAGAGCGAAGGGAAGUACUUGGUUCGCGCCUUGCACGCUUUAUUCGCUUCCCCUAUAUGACUUGCCGGAAGCUUAAGAAGGUGUUGACAUGUAAUGAUUUUGAUCAUGAUGUUGCAUCAAAGCUUGUGCUUGAGGCCCUUUUCUUCAAGGCUGAAGCCCCACACCGACAACGAAGCUUGGCUGUAGAGGAGUCUGCCACCUUGAACCGUCGCUUUAUUGAGCGAGCGUACAAGUAUCGACCUGUUAAAGUGGUGGAAUUUGAACUUCCCCGUCAGCAAUGUGUUGUGUACCUGGACUUGAAGAAGGAGGAGUGUGCAAAUUUAUUUCCAUCUGGACGGGUUUAUUCUCAGGCAUUCCACCUGGGUGGACAAGGGUUCUUCCUGUCAGCCCAUUGCAACAUGGACCAGCAGAGCUCUUUCCAUUGCUUCGGAUUAUUUUUAGGAAUGCAGGAAAAGGGUUCCGUUAGUUUUGCUGUGGACUAUGAAUUUGCGGCUAGAUCAAAGCCAACGGAGGAGUUUGUUAGCAAAUACAAAGGCAAUUACACAUUCACUGGGGGCAAGGCAGUUGGGUACAGGAACUUAUUUGCCAUACCUUGGACUUCUUUCAUGGCGGAAGACAGUCUUUACUUUAUAAACGGUAUUCUCCAUCUUAGGGCUGAGUUAACCAUCAGGCAAUAAGCAACCCCUGUUGAUGGGGUUUCAGUCCAUUUACAUUUUAGCUUCACUAACUCCUUUUGUUGUUGUUGCUGUUGUUCUUUCGCUUGACCUGAGCAAAACUCAAGAUGUACUAAGUAGAUCUGUGGGCUAGACUUUUUGAUUUGGAGGCUGAAGUAUAAUUGAAAAAUGACCCUUCUGUCUUGCACCAAAAUCGUGCUCCGAAAAUGAGCCACAGGAAAAUUGUAAAUGUAUAUCAACUUUUUGAAGGGUUGAGUUGAUGUCAUGGAUGGUUCCACUCUAGAAUGAUUCUAGUCAAGUGUCCGCCUGUUGGGUUAUUAUUUAUAUAUAAUCACAUGAAGAUAGUAGUAUUUAUAAAAUGGGAUUGCAUUUUUGUCA